Molecule: messenger RNA, 2202 nt
Organism: Ascochyta rabiei
Lineage: Eukaryota; Fungi; Ascomycota; Dothideomycetes; Pleosporales; Didymellaceae
Exons: 1
Coding region: 1-2202 (733 amino acids)
Source: RefSeq, a predicted model, not a curated record
AUGCAGCCCAGCACGCCGGUGCAGCCAGUAAGCGGCACCUUCUUUGAGGCUGCGAAGCUGCUGCGUCCUCAUCUGAAAGCCCGAUCUGGGUCUCAUGCUGGUGCGGCCGUGCGUUCAGGUCUCGAGUCCAGUACUACACUACACACUGGCCGUGAUGCCGACUCGCGAUUGUCGAAAUCCUCCACUACUACAGUAGUUGACGGAGAUGAAGUGAUUACACAGCUCUACACAUCGAGUAGGCAGUACGAGGUUGCGAGUUCCCGGGUGUUGGGGGCAAUGGGUCAUCUGGACAUGGACGUUCCGGUUGAGAGUCCAGGAGCGAGCUCAGCAGCAUCGCCAGCGUCUUCGCUCUUCCCUUUGGAGAGCGCCUGGUGCCCGCUGUCAAGUACUAUUCCAACCGCAAAGGAAGAGAAAAAGCACGGCAAGUUCUGUCAGACGAGGAGUGGGGUGAAGAAAUCUCUUCGUCGUGAUGGACGUAGUAUUGCCGGCAUAUCCGCGGAUGCACUCCGUUCGGGCUUCUGCUCCACUUCAACUGAACACCUGAUAGCGACGAAGGAUGGUGAAGGCGAAGAAAAGGUGACUGAGUCGGUUUGCUCAAUGGCCUCAGAUGAACCACCUCGGAUCAUGCCGUUGCGUCUGUCGAGGUUUCUGCCCAAGCUGACCAUUAGCAUACCAAACAACGGCGAGAACGAGACCCGGUUCGAUGCUAGGUAUGACAUUGGCCAAAACGAAGACACAGCCAGUGAGGAUGAGACAUACCAUGUCGCGCCGCUUCGCCUGCGCUCGUCAAAUUUGACUGCAGCAACAAAGGGGAAUAGCUCUGCAGCUGAGACAUCCUUCUACUACGCAGUCAGCGCCAAAGCAGACGACCACGUCUUUUCCAAUUUACCUGCGACAUCUCGGAUGGACCGCCCGAUGUCUGGCUCCUUGAUCAAGCUACACAAGGCGAUGGAACAAACCUCCAACGACAGCAUCAAAACUCCAUCGGUUGCCUCCACGGCUUCGCAAAGGAUCACUCACUCACCCUCACUAAGGCUUCGACACACUGCCUUGAGCUCGACUCCCGGCUUACAAUCUGACUCAUUACGAUCUCACUACUCGGCAUCAGAGCCUGAACCAAACCUUCUUGUGCUGAAGGCACCAAAGAUGCCGCUGCAAGACGACGGUGGAGCUGGAAAGGCCUUGCGCCUAGCACCCAGCCUUGAAGAGGGUCUCUGUGCAGACGAUCUGGAGGUGUUCGAGGAGAAUGCAGUAGCGGCUGCUGCACCUAUUGUCCGUGGUGUUGACCCAAACGUCGUAGACAUUCGGCAUUCGAAGGUGAGUGAGACAUACGCAGAACCAGCCCACACUGUCUCAAUUCAUCAGCGGUUUGAAGAUAGGCUGGCUGUUGACACUCUUGUUCUUCCAGACGCAGCUCUCUUUCCUUCCUUAAGUAUGCUCGUGGCCAAGCCGAACAAGAACCUCCCGGCAGUGACGUCUGGAACGUCCUCGGAGUGUAUGGCUGCUUCGCCGUCUGUAGCUUUCAAGCGAAUCUCAACAGCAUGCUCGAGUUCUACGGCAAGUGUUAUAAUACCGACCAUGCCUUUCCAAGUCCUUGAGACUAUAGUCUUUUCUGCCGCAUACGGAGAUAUCGAGUGCCGAAAGUUGGCGUCAACCUUGUACAACGAGAUCAUAGAAGCAGAGAACGCAGGUAUUGAACCACGAUGGGACAUUCAUAAGCAGCGACUCUUUCACCAAUCGCAUCUUGUGCAGGAUCUUUACUCCGGGAUGCAGCACGGGUAUCUGCGGCAGGAUGUCUUCGAAACAGUCCGACAGCAGCUGUUUCCCACUGGUGCCACAGAACCGAUGGAGAGCCGAGAUUUCACGGCAUACAUCUUCGGUGCUGUGGGUUCGCUCGCCCUGGAUGAAGAUCGAGCACAGCAGAUAUUGAAGCUCGCAAUCAACGAUGAGCCCUUCAGUGAAUCCUCACCGGAGGAGGAGACCUUCUUCGAACGUGAGUCUUUCAAUACAGAGGGCUUCGUAUAUGAAGACAGCACUGAUGGUGACCAUUACGAACGUCUUUGCUCGGUGCCUUCGACUGCUGGUACGUCUGAGUCUCCAAAGCCAGCACCACAGUCUGCUUGGCGGUCAUGGAAAUUCUUCUUGAAACUCGCUCAACUAUUUCGCCUUGGCCGUUCGAGGCGGACAUCUCAGACGGCAUAG